AUGGAUGCCAUAAAGGCUAUUGCUGGGCUGGAUGCUCAGUAUUUGGAACUGUUAAUGGCGCAGAAUGGUGUUAUACUUCAAAGAGCAAUGAUCGUCAAUAGUAAAGUUGCCGCUCGAUAUUUAAAGAAGAAAAAUUGGAUUGACGGAUAUAUUACAGGAUUCGAUCGAAAGAAGAAUAAAUGGAGUAGAAAGGGGCAAAUAGAUGUUUGUUUAAAUGGCCUUGAUAAUUCUAAAGAUAUAAAGCAAGAAUUUUUAGAAGAAGUUAAAAAUCAACAUAAACAUGGAGGCGAAUCGGCAAUUGCGAUUUAUGGAAUAACCAAGAAUCCAAAAGAUGGUAAUUACAUGAUGGUUAUGGAGUAUGCAGAGCAGGGAAGUCUCAGAAAAUUGUUAGAUAGUUAUAGACCUAAAAUUAGAUGCGAAGUUCCUCAAUUAUUUUUGGAUCUGAUGAAUAAAUGCUUAGACGCGGAACCUCGAAACAGACCAACUGCUGAAGAAUUAGCUAAUACGUUGAAUAAUUUUUUUAGAGAUUUAAAAAAUAAAAGGACUGAAUUAUAUAAGCAAACACAUCCACAAGCUAUUUAUACAAGUCGAUUUUUAAAUCUUUCAAACCUCCCUAAACCAGCAAUCAAAAUGGAUUAUAAUAUACGUUCUAAUGAUCAUUAUGCAAACGACGUUAUUUUGACUGCAUUAGAAGACUUAGAGAAUAUGUUUUUUGUUGAAUCUUCAGAUUAUGAAGAAAGUAAUUCUAUAUCGGAUAAUGAUGAUAAUGAAGAAGUUCUUGAUAUUAGUGAUGAUAUUAAUUUAGAUAGAUUAAAUGAAUUUGAAUUUGUAGAAGCUUCUAACAAUUAUAUUGAAGAUAAAAUUUAUAAUAAUUUGAAAUUAAUAUGGUUUCUUGUAUGUCGAGUUGGAUUUGAAAGUUUGGAUAAAACCAUGUGGGAUAUGGUUAUUAAAGGUCAACUUAUGGCUUUUCAGAAAGAAGAUAACACAAAAAAAACCUCUAGUGAUAACAGAAAGUAUUUUCAUCUUAAUUAUUAUUAUAAUAAUGACAUUCAAAUUUGUUAUAAUACAUAUUUGGCUCUUGCAGGUGUUAGCCAUAAAUACUUAGAAAACAUUAAACAACAUUUACAAGACCAUGGUCUUGAAGAACAUAUACACAGUAAUACAGGUAGAGCUCCAAAAAACAUGAAUCGUAUUGAAGUAAAUUAUAAUGUAGCAUGUGAAGUAUUUAAGUUUUUAAAAAACUAUUCUGAUGUGUAUGGCCUGCCCUCACCUGAAUGA
Messenger RNA from Cetraspora pellucida, 1278 nucleotides. The record is from the annotation of a GenBank genome assembly. Lineage: Eukaryota; Fungi; Glomeromycota; Glomeromycetes; Diversisporales; Gigasporaceae.